AUGAUGCGUCGACAUCGUCAAAUAGCUUUACUUGGAUAUCCCGGUGUUGGUAAAUCAUCCAUUGCUCAUCAUUUUGUUUAUCAAGAAAUAAGUAAUGAAUAUGAUCCAAAUAUAAAAACGAAACUUUCACAUCAAUGUACAAUUGCAGAUGAACACUAUGAUUUAUUGAUUGUUGAUAAUGCUGGAUUAGAUCAAUAUACAAUAAGUCAUAGUGAAUUUGAUAAUAGUGAUGCUUAUAUUCUUGUCUAUGCUAUUGAUGAUCGACCGAGUUUUGAAAUGGUAUCGAAAAUUAGAGAUAAAAUCAUUUCAACGAGUGCUAUCGUUCGAAUACCAAUGGUGCUUGUGGGAAAUAAAAUUGAUCGAAAAGAUGAACGACGUGUUUCAACGGAAGAAGGUCGAUCAUUAGCUCGUGCAUGGAAUGUUCAUUUCAUUGAAGCAUCCGCUAAAGAUUUCGAAAGUGUAAGAAAAAUGUUUGAAAAAAGUAUUCAAUCAAUGAAUAAUAUUGAUCCAAUAGACAAUAAUCAGGAAGAAAAUUCAACAAAAACACAUUCAAAUGAAGUAAAUUCUUCAGCGUCACGGAAUGGUUUCAAUAGAAAAUCAAAUGGAAGUAUACCAUCGAAAGAACAAUCAACAAAUACAAAAUGUACUCUUUCUUAA
Molecule: messenger RNA, 657 nt
Organism: Adineta steineri
Lineage: Eukaryota; Metazoa; Rotifera; Eurotatoria; Adinetida; Adinetidae
Source: the annotation of a GenBank genome assembly